AGUCCAUCUCAAUUCCUACACAAAACUUUAAUCUGUGCGCACUCGUCUGCCACUGCUUGGGGUGCCUCGACAGACCUUUUAUGCGCGAUAUACAGUCGAUAUCAAGCCAACUCUUGACUGGCCGACUACUCAGCAGCAGGACUACUCCUAACGGUGGUGUCUAGCUCCCAAAGAAGCAUUCAAGCGGUGUUAUAUCUGUGGACCUAGACCUUCAAAGCUCCAAGCACGAUAUAAAGAUCAGCGAAGUGUAAUUUGGACUACCUUUUAGCUGACUAGCUACUCAGCAGCAGAUCUGCCCAGCUAGCUUCAGAAAACGGUGCUCGGACAGUGUACUCCACAUAAUGCCUCUCCCCCUGGCACCCCCCUCAUCCACCCCCCUAUCCAACCAGCACUUCAACACCAGUAUCUCCUCCAACGACCACCCUUCCUACAUGCGCCUCGCCCUGUCCUACGCCCACGAAUCCCGACCGCUCCCCACAAACUUCCGCGUCGGCGCUCUCCUCGUCGACUCCGCGUCCAACAGGAUCCUCACGUCCGGCUACACGCUCGAGCUCCCCGGGAACACGCACGCGGAACAAUGCUGCCUCUCCAAAUACGCCGCAGAACACAACAUACCCGAGGAGCGCGUUGGAGAAGUGCUGCCGGAAAGGGCAGUGAUCUAUACAACCGUCGAGCCGUGCGUGAAGAGGCUGAGUGGGAAUCGGAGUUGUGUGGAACGGAUCGUGGAGACGCGGAGCAAAGGGGGCGGAAUACGGAAGGUGUAUGUGGGAGUCAAGGAGCCGGAGACUUUUGUUGGGGAUAACCAGGGGCGGAAGAUAUUGGAGGAUGCCGGGGUGGAGGUGGUGCUAGUUGGGGGGUUGGAGGAGGAGAUUUUGAGGGUUGCGACGGCGGGGCAUGUUGCCACGUCUUGACAUCCUUUAAAGGCUUGGAUAUACGCGCAAAAUAGCGAUACGUUACAUAGGCGUUGAUCUCGAGUCGCUCGUUUUCAACGUCCUGAUGUCUGGCA
Mytilinidion resinicola is the source of this 1006-nucleotide messenger RNA. RefSeq names its product cytidine deaminase-like protein. The transcript is spliced from 2 exons. The record is from RefSeq and is a predicted model, not a curated record. The coding region runs from base 342 to 911 and encodes 189 amino acids. Lineage: Eukaryota; Fungi; Ascomycota; Dothideomycetes; Mytilinidiales; Mytilinidiaceae. Gene Ontology annotation, molecular function: catalytic activity.